AUGGCUAAACGCAUCAGCCAGGAGACCUUUGAUGAUGUGGUACAAGAAAACAUCACAGAGUUUGACAUGGACCCUGAGGAGGCUGUGAAAGAAGCUGUCCAGCAGUUUGAAUCUCAAGGGGUCGAUCUGACCAACAUUGUAAAAACAAGACCCAAAGCAUCUGCUUGUGGUGAUCAAGGGCCAAAGCAUGAAAUUUUGCAGACGCUGGAUGCCCUCCAGAAGUCUGUUGGCUCUGCAGCCCUCCAAGAGGCCGCUGAACACCUGGUGAGCUUCAGUGAGCAGUGCCAGGGGCAGGUUGCUACCCGCUACCUAGCUGCACAGAAGGGUGCAUACCCUCUUGUGCUUUCAGCCUGUCAUCUAGCUAUGACAGAAGACCAGGGAUUCUUGGUAAAGGCCCUGAACGCCCUUGCUGCUCUGACUGAUGGUCAGCCAGACCUGCUGGAUGCCAAGGGGCUGCAGCUACUGGUGGCCGCAUUGAAGGAACAUGUGGCAAUGGCUGAAGUGACAUGCUCUGGGCUCCGUUGCAUUCGGUAUGUCUGUCUCAAGCAUGAGCAGAACCGGCAGAACUUGGUAAGAGCUGGCAUCCUGCCUCUGCUUACUGGGGCCAUCGAGAGGCACAGCUGCCGAGCUGAUGUGGUCAAGGAGGCCUGCUCCGCUCUGAGAAUCAUGACCUUUGAUGAUGACAUUCGAGUGCCCUUUGGCCACGCACAUGAUCAUGCCAAGAUGAUAGUACAAGAGAAUAAGGGCUUAAAGAUUCUUAUAGAAGCAGCCAAAGCAUUCCCAGACAACCCUGCUCUUCUUGGUGAGCUGUGUGGUACUUUGUCCCGCCUGGCUGUUCGGAAUGAAUUCUGCCAGGAGAUCGUUGACCUAGGGGGCCUCAACAUCAUGGUGACCCUUCUGGCUGACUACAUUGACCACCAGGAGCUGGUAUGGCAGGUGCUGAGCGCCCUCCGAGCCAUUGCAGGUAAUGAUGAUGUAAAGGAUGCUAUCGUCAGUGCAGGUGGAACAGACUUCAUUGUAAUGGCGAUGACCAGACAUCUCUCCAGUCCCCAGAUUUGUGAACAGAGUUGUGCAGCCCUGUGCAUGCUGGCUCUUCGUAAGCCAGACAACAGCCGGGUGAUAGUCGAGGGUGGAGGGGCCUUGGCAGCCCUGCAGGCCAUGAAGACCCACCCGAAGCAAGUCAGUGUUCAGAAACAGGCUUGCUUGCUGAUCCGUAACCUUGUAGCCCGCACACAGGCCUUCUCCCAACCCAUCCUGGACAUGGGGGCAGAGAGGCUCAUCAUUGAAGCUCGAACCAAACACCGGGAAUGUGAUGAUGUGGCCAAGGCUGCCCUGCGGGACCUGGGCUGUAAGGUGGAGCUUCGGGAGCUCUGGACAGGAGAAAAGGGAAACCUGGCUCUCUGAGGGUCCCCCCACCCCACCCCAGAAGGCUUCAUGAACAUUCCAAAACCCACACUGGGUCCAUGAAAGCAGCUGAGCUGGGAACUUUGGGUUCCCUAAAAUGUUGGGGUACCAUAUUGCUCAGAGGCCUCAUGGAAGAGUCUGUUACUUCUACUGGUCAAGAAGUAAAGUCUUCUACCUCUGGCUCCUGAGGGCAGAGAUGCCUCAGGGAACACACUGGCCCCCUUGGUUUAACCUGGGCCCUACUUCUGUCCUGCAUACUCUUCCAGAAGGCCAUAUACAGGAACAGACAGAGAUGUGUGCUCUGGUUUGGAUGCAGUGAGCUCCCUUCCUUCUGCAGUGGUGUUGGCUAUUCUCUCUUGUUUGCUUUAAUAUGACAGUCUCUUGGUGGCCCUGUGUGUCUUUCUGCUUUAUAGUUUUUAGGUCAAGAUGCAUAUUCCUGUGAAGGUGGGACAGCUAGAGCAGGUCCAUGGAAUGCCAUGAGGGUGUUCUUAUCAUCUUGACUUAACUUUCACUUGUGUAAAGCAUAGUGAAGAAGGUUAUAUGAGAAGUGUUUCGUGGAUACUGAAGGAUAACUAGUAAAAACAUGCUUGCCCAUUCAUUCUUUUGAUAUUUCAAAAUCACCCUUUGGGGAAACUGUUUACCUCUUGGCUGCCCUCUUCCUGAGGUACCAGUCUUGCCUUGCCAACAAGCUUCAGCCUUUGGGUCACUCCCUCCAUCCACUGCCAUGCUGCUGAAUGAAGGUGGAGAAAAUUUUAACAUGCCCUUGCAGUUCCUUGAACGAGACCCUCCAUCUCUCGGCUCCAGGCAUUUUCUCUGGCUGUCUCCUCAUGCAUGGAAAGUUUUCCCUUCUCAUCUUCACCUGACUAGAAACCU
This is a messenger RNA of Gracilinanus agilis (Agile Gracile Mouse Opossum), 2277 nucleotides long. It is a transcript of the gene ARMC6, whose product is annotated as armadillo repeat containing 6. The transcript has 7 exons. The record is from RefSeq and is a predicted model, not a curated record. The coding region runs from base 1 to 1404 and encodes 467 amino acids. Gene Ontology annotation, molecular function: protein binding. Lineage: Eukaryota; Metazoa; Chordata; Mammalia; Didelphimorphia; Didelphidae. Gene Ontology annotation, biological process: hematopoietic progenitor cell differentiation.